Xyrauchen texanus (razorback sucker) is the source of this 1302-nucleotide messenger RNA. RefSeq names its product CD2 antigen cytoplasmic tail-binding protein 2-like. The record is from RefSeq and is a predicted model, not a curated record. Lineage: Eukaryota; Metazoa; Chordata; Actinopteri; Cypriniformes; Catostomidae. Gene Ontology annotation, cellular component: U5 snRNP. Gene Ontology annotation, molecular function: protein binding.
AGCGGGCACAACAACUACGAGCAUGUUGAAAAGAAAAGUGUCAUUUGAGGAUGGAGAUGGGAAGAUUACUUUGGAAGAGGAUGUUCCAAAAAGAAAGAUGGUUGAUGGUGUGAUUGGGCCAGGAUCCAGAUUUAAGGAGAAACACUCUUUAGACAGUGAUGAGGAGGAUGAAGAAAAGGAUGUAGAAAAAAGCAGCAAAUACGACAUUCUUGCCAGUGAUGAUGUGGAAGGUCAGAAAAUGGCAACAAUUGACUAUGAUGAGGGGGUACCCAUCACCCCCUUUAACCUUGUUGAAGAAAUGCAAGAGGGACACUUUGAUUCGGAAGGAAACUACUUUGUCAACAAAGAUAAGGAUAUCAGGGACAACUGGCUGGACAAUAUUGACUGGGUGAGGAUAAAAGAACAGCCAGUGAAAAAGAAGAAAGGCCUUGCAGCUAAACGAAGGAGAAGAGCUGGUGAUGAAGACGAAGCAGAGGAGGAGAUGCAGCGUGAGAAGCAGCAGAAAGAAAUUGACGAAGAUGAAGAAGAGGUGGAGAAAGAACCAGCAGAAGACCCUCUGGCCAUUCAACUCAUAGAAGCCAUCAUUGAACUAAUGUUGCCUGGAGAAACAGUGGCUGCUGCUCUUCGAAGACACGGAGGUCUUGGAGGACGAAAGAAAAAAGGAAGAUCAAGAGAAGAAGAGACUCCAAACAGAGAUGCUGAUAAACUAGACAAACUGACAGCAUUGGCAGACAGACUGGUGGGGAUUGGAGAGUUUGAAAUUUAUCAGCAGACCUAUGAAAAACUGGCCUACAAACUGAAAGGAAUGAAACAAGGAAAGGCUGCCAAAACAAAAGAUAGCAGGGAGGAAGAUGAUGAUGAACUAGACAUGUUUGGUGAUAAAUUUGAUGAGAAGCAUAUUGUAGAAAAAGAUAAAGAGAAUAAGAACAGCGAUAGAGUGACUGAUGAGGUCAUGUGGGAGUACAAAUGGGACAGUGAGGAAAACUCUGAGCUCUAUGGGCCCUUCAGCAGCCAACAGAUGCAGGACUGGGUGGAUGAGGGCUACUUCAAGGAUAGUGUAUACUGUAGAAGGGUUGAUCAAGAAGGUGCCCCAUUCUACAACUCGAAGCGAAUAGACUUUGAACUUUACGCAUGAACAAUCUUUCAAUCAUGUUACCAUCAAAAUCAGUUCUGUUUGAUUUCUUCAGUCCUUCUGUGAGGACUUUUCUAAUCAAUUGUUUACUAUAUUUGUUUUAUUUACAUACGCUAAUAUGUGCACCUCUGUUUGAUACCUGAUGUGUUUUAGAAUAAAGAUUUUUUCUA